AUGAGAGCUGGACUUAGCACGAUCCAGCAAACUCUGACACCAGAGGCGGCGAGUGUACUAAACCAAUCAAUAGGCGAAGCAAGCCGCCGUAACCAUGGCCAGACAACACCACUUCAUGUGGCGGCAACACUGUUAGCUUCCUCAUCUGGUUUCCUCCGUCAAGCAUGCAUCAAAUCGCACCCUAAUUCUUCACAUCCUCUGCAGUGCAGAGCUCUUGAGCUCUGUUUUAGUGUUGCCCUUGAACGCCUCCCUACUGCACAAAACCUUAGUCCUGGCCUUGACCCACCAAUCUCCAAUGCUUUAAUGGCUGCACUAAAGCGUGCUCAGGCUCAUCAGCGGAGAGGGUGCCCUGAACAGCAGCAACAGCCACUUUUAGCUGUUAAAGUUGAGCUUGAGCAGUUGAUUAUAUCAAUUCUUGAUGAUCCAAGUGUUAGUAGAGUUAUGAGGGAAGCUAGUUUUUCCAGUCCUGCUGUUAAGGCAACAAUUGAGCAAUCUUUGAAUGCUUCUUCGAAUUCGAAUUCUGCUGCUAAUUCUGGGAUUGGAUUGGGGUUUCGUGCUCCAGGAGCUGUGGCUGUUCCUGCUCCUGUUACUAAUAGGAAUUUAUAUGUAAACCCAAGAUUGCAACAAGGGAGUUUCGGUCAAUCUGGUGCACAAAGAAAUGAGGAGGUUAAGAAGGUUAUUGAUAUUAUGUUGAAGAGUAAGAAGAGGAAUCCGGUUUUGGUAGGUGAUUCGGAGCCAGAGAUGGUAGUGAAGGAGGUGUUGAAGAGAAUAGAGAGCAAAGAAGUAGGAGAUGGGGUGUUAAAUAAUGUUCAGGUGAUUCAUUUAGAGAACGAGUUUUUAGAUAAAGCACAUAUAGCGGCGAAGAUUGUUGAAUUAGGGAUAUUGAUCGAAACUCGGUUAGGGAAUUUGGAUUGUGGUGGGGUGAUUCUUGAUUUGGGGGAUUUGAAAUGGCUUGUUGAGCAGCAAGUGAGCUUUGCUGGUUCUGGUGGGGUUCAGCAGCAGCCGAUUGUGUCAGAUGUUGGGCGUUCAGCUGUGGCGGAGAUGAGGAAGCUUUUGGGGAGGUUUGGAGAGGGGAGUGGUGCUGGAAAGGUUUGGUUGAUCGGGACUGCUACUUGUGAGACAUAUAUGAGGUGCCAAGUCUAUCAUUCUUCAAUGGAAAAUGAUUGGGAUCUACAGGUAGUACCAAUCACUCCUAGAGCAACUCUGCCAGGGGUGUUUCCUAGGCUUGGAACCAAUGGAAUCCUCAGUAGCUCAGUUGAAUCUUUAUCACCACUGAAGGGGUUUUCAACUGUGGCACUUGCUCCACCAAGGCGUCUCUCUGAGAACUUGGAUCCUUCUCGAAGAAUGAGUUGUUGCCCUAGUUGCAUGCAGAAUUACGAGCAAGAGCUAGUGAAACUUGUACCGAAGGAGCUUGAGAAAUCUUCAGAAGUCAAAUCUGAAGCAGCUCAGCCCCCAAUGCCACAAUGGUUUAGAAAUGCAAAGUCUCAAGAUGGUGAUGUGAGUACAUCUGAUCAGACAGUAACUAAGGAUCGAGAACUGAUGUUGAAGCAGAAGAGUCAGGAGUUGCAGAAGAAAUGGCACGAUACAUGCUUGCAUCUUCAUCCUGCUUAUCAUCAACCUAAUCUUGGAUCUGAAAGAAUUGCCCAACCAUCUCUCUCAAUGACAAACUUGUAUAAUCAAAACUUGCUUCCUCGCCAACCUUUCCAGGCCAAGUUAAGUUUAAAUAAAAAGCUGGGUGGGACCCUUGUGCUCAACCCAAAUCUGUUGCCCAGCCAACCAGUUGGGCAGGCAACCACUCCGCCUGGAAGCCCUGUGAGAACAGACCUGGUUCUCGGUAGACCAAAGGUUGUUGAGACCACUCCUGGGAAAGAACAUGAGGACCGCACCAAGGACCUUUUAAGCUGUGUUCCUUCUGAGCCGCAAUCCAAUUUACAUGAAUUGCAGAGCAGCAAAUUGGACGCUGACUCAUUCAAGAAGCUCCUCAAGGGUCUUCUGGAAAAGGUUUGGUGGCAACGAGAUGCAGCAUCCGCAGUGGCUACAACGGUGACACAAUGCAAAUUGGGUCAUGGGAAAUGUCGGGGUACUGGAUCAAAGGGUGACAUUUGGCUAUUGUUCACAGGUCCUGAUAGGGCUGGCAAGAAGAAGAUGGCAUCUGCUCUUUCAGACCUUGUUUAUGGGGCAAAUCCAAUAAUGGUCUGUCUUGGUUCACGGCGUGAGGAUGGGGAAUCUGAGGUGAGUUUCCGUGGUAAAACUGUUCUUGAUCGAAUAGCUGAGGCAGUUAGAAGGAACCCCUUCUCAGUAAUCAUACUUGAGGAUGUUGAUGAAGCGGAUAUGCUUGUUAGAGGAAGCAUAAAGCGGGCCAUGGAGAGAGGCCGUCUUGCUGAUUCCCUUGGCCGUGAAAUCAGUCUUGGUAAUGUUAUCUUCAUUCUGACUGCUAAUCGCUUACCAGACAAUCUCAAAUUCCUGUCAAAAGGCAUUUCGCUGGAUGAAAACAAGCUUGCGAGUUUGGCAAGUGGAGGUUGGCAAUUAAGGCUAACCCUUUCUGAGAGAACAGCAAAGCGCCGAGCCAACUGGCUUCAUGAUGAAGAGAGGUUGGCAAGGCCAAGAAAGGACUCCGGAGCAGCACUAGCAUUUGACCUGAAUGAAGCCGCUGAUGCAGGGGAUGAUAAAGCAGAUGGCUCGCACAAUUCAAGUGAUCUUACAGUUGAUCAUGAAGAUGAACAUGUCCUCAAUAACAGACUGUUGACAUCUGCAACUUCAUCAAUCUCUAACGAGCUACUCAAUUCAGUAGACGAUCACAUUGUCUUCAAACCUGCAGAUUUGGGCUCCAUUAGACUCGACAUUUCAAAUUCUAUAACCAAGAAGUUUUCGACCAUCUUCAGCAAUCAGACACUGAUCGAAAUCCAAGACGAGGCAUUGGAAAAAAUUGUUGGUGGGAUAUGGUUAAGCCGAGAAAGCUUAGAAGAAUGGACCAACAAUGUAUUGGUUCCAAGCUUGCGCCAGCUCAAAUUACGGCUACCUACAUACGCCAGCGAAUCUAUGAUCGUGCGGCUCGAGCCUGAUAUCGAUUCUGACAGCCGUAGCCAUGGAGAUUGGCUGCCAAGUAGCAUCAGAGUGGUGGUUGAUGGGUUGUGA
This is a messenger RNA of Dovyalis caffra, 3135 nucleotides long. The record is from the annotation of a GenBank genome assembly. NCBI's taxonomy places the organism in Eukaryota, Viridiplantae, Streptophyta, Magnoliopsida, Malpighiales, Salicaceae.